AUGGGUCUCCUUCAUCUCACAAAAAAAUCAAUCUUUUUCACUCUUGCAAUACUCAUUCCAAUUAUCACUACAAAAUUCUUAUCACCAUUCAUUGCUUGUGUCUCACUCAUACUCUCAUUAGUAUUAUACAUAUACUCAACUCAUUCCAAUUCAAACCACAAAACCCCUCCAACCCCUUUUUCUGUUCCUAUAUUUGGAAACUGGCUUCAAGUUGGAAAUGAUCUCAACCAUCGCAUUCUUGCAUCCAUGUCACAAACAUAUGGACCACUUUUCCUCCUCAAACUUGGUUCCAAAAACCUAGUUGUUGUCUCUGAUCCAAACCUUGCCACACAAGUUCUCCAUUCACAAGGUGUCGAAUUCGGCUCUCGUCCUCGUAAUGUUGUAUUCGACAUCUUCACCGGUAAUGGACAAGACAUGGUUUUCACCGUCUACGGCGAUCACUGGCGCAAAAUGCGAAGAAUCAUGACAUUGCCUUUUUUCACUAACAAAGUUGUUCAUAAUUAUAGUAACAUGUGGGAACAAGAGAUGGAUUUGGUAGUGCAAGAUCUUAAGGCUAAUGAGAUUGUUGGAAGUGAAGGGAUUGUUAUCAGAAAACGUCUUCAGUUGAUGUUGUAUAAUAUCAUGUAUAGGAUGAUGUUUGAUUCCAAAUUUGAGUCUCAAGAAGAUCCUUUGUUUAUUCAAGCUACAAAGUUUAACUCUGAGAGAAGCCGUUUGGCACAAAGUUUUGAAUACAAUUAUGGAGAUUUUAUACCUUUGCUUAGGCCUUUCUUGAGAGGCUACCUUAACAAAUGCAAAGAUUUGCAAACUAGAAGGCUUGCAUUUUUCAACAGUUACUUCAUUGAGAAGAGAAGAAAAAUAAUGGCAGAAAACGGGGAGAAGCAUGAGAUAAACUGUGCCAUUGAUCACAUAAUAGAUGCAGAGAUGAAAGGUGAAAUAACUGAAGAAAACGUGACAUACAUAGUAGAAAACAUAAACGUCGCUGCAAUAGAAACAACACUGUGGUCAAUGGAAUGGGCAAUAGCAGAGAUAGUGAAUCAUCCAAAAGUCCAAACGAAAAUCCGCGAUGAGAUAUCGAAAGUGCUUAAAGGAGAACAAGUGACAGAAUCAAACCUAAACCAGUUACCAUAUCUACAAGCAACAUUGAAAGAGGUACUAAGAUUGCACACACCAAUUCCAUUGUUGGUGCCUCACAUGAACCUGGAAGAGGCGAAGCUAGGAGAGUACAGAAUUCCGAAAGAGAGUAAGGUAGUUGUGAAUGCUUGGUGGCUUGCAAACAAUCCAUUAUGGUGGGAGAAGCCGGAGGAGUUUAGGCCGGAGAGGUUUUUGGAAGAGGAGAAUGGAACAGAUGCGGUGGCUGGUGGAGGGAAAGUUGAUUUUAGGUUUGUGCCAUUUGGUGUUGGGAGAAGAAGUUGUCCUGGGAUUAUACUUGCAUUGCCAAUAUUGGGAUUGGUGGUUGGGAAGUUGGUGUCAAAUUUUGAGAUGAAGGCUUUGAAUGGGAUGAAGAUUGAUGUUACUGAAAAAGGGGGACAGUUUAGUUUGCAUAUUGCUAAUCAUUCAACUGUUUUGUUUCAUCCAAUUGAUUAA
Lathyrus sativus (Indian pea) is the source of this 1584-nucleotide messenger RNA. Lineage: Eukaryota; Viridiplantae; Streptophyta; Magnoliopsida; Fabales; Fabaceae. The record is from the annotation of a GenBank genome assembly.